Messenger RNA from Aphis gossypii (cotton aphid), 420 nucleotides. RefSeq lists its product as uncharacterized. The transcript is spliced from 2 exons. NCBI's taxonomy places the organism in Eukaryota, Metazoa, Arthropoda, Insecta, Hemiptera, Aphididae. Gene Ontology annotation, cellular component: nucleus. Bases 1 to 420 code for a protein of 139 amino acids. The record is from RefSeq and is a predicted model, not a curated record.
AUGGAUUCGAGAAAAGUAAGAAAACCGAACUCCACGGACAGACAGAAAAAUAUGUUGGUAGAUUUUAUAGUGUUUCAUCCCGAGCUCGUAUCAGGGAAAAACACUAUAAAAUCUACAGUGAAACAGCGUCAAAAAUUAUGGGAGAAUGUGGCAAAUGCGUUGAACAGUGAGGUUGGAUCAAAUAAAUCUUGGAACGAAUGGAAAAAGACAUGGUGUGAUUUGAAAACUAAUAUUAAAGGAAAAGCUGGUAUUAUGAGAAAAGAGCAGAAUAAGACAGGUGGUGGUGAGAUAGACUAUAGUGAGCUGAGCGAGUUGGAGAAAAAAGUUUUAGAUGUUUUGGGUCCUACUGUGGUUGAAGGGCAUACUUCUGUAUCUGAAAGUCCAGCAGAUAUGACCUUUUUAAAAGCAAACACUCUGUAA